UUAUGGAAGUCCAAAAGGUUUACGAAUGUUCUUUUCAAUGUUACAUUUGACGAAGGCCAUUGUAUUAGUGAAUGGGGCAAAGAUUUUCAACCUUUGUAUAGUGAAUUGGGGAACCUUCGAUGGUUCCUUCCAGACCAUGUCUCUUUUCAUACAGUGUCAGCGACAAUGCCACCACACAUCCUCCAUGAUGUUCAGUCAAAACUUCAUAUUCGAUCAUACAAUACUACAAAGAUUAUACGCUCUAAUGACCGUCCCAACAUUCACCUCAUGGUGGAGGAGAUGAAAUAUUCCCAGCAGCUCCAUGCAUGA
This is a messenger RNA of Suillus subalutaceus, 309 nucleotides long. RefSeq lists its product as uncharacterized. Gene Ontology annotation, cellular component: chromosome; cytoplasm. NCBI's taxonomy places the organism in Eukaryota, Fungi, Basidiomycota, Agaricomycetes, Boletales, Suillaceae. Gene Ontology annotation, molecular function: 3'-5' DNA helicase activity; four-way junction helicase activity. The record is from RefSeq and is a predicted model, not a curated record. The annotation marks the transcript as partial. The transcript has a single exon. Gene Ontology annotation, biological process: double-strand break repair via homologous recombination.